This is a messenger RNA of Merops nubicus (carmine bee-eater), 261 nucleotides long. It is a transcript of the gene SRP9, whose product is annotated as signal recognition particle 9kDa. Gene Ontology annotation, cellular component: signal recognition particle, endoplasmic reticulum targeting. Gene Ontology annotation, molecular function: 7S RNA binding. Gene Ontology annotation, biological process: SRP-dependent cotranslational protein targeting to membrane; negative regulation of translational elongation. The transcript has 3 exons. The coding region runs from base 1 to 261 and encodes 86 amino acids. Lineage: Eukaryota; Metazoa; Chordata; Aves; Coraciiformes; Meropidae. The record is from RefSeq and is a predicted model, not a curated record.
AUGCCGCACUACCAGGCUUGGGAGGAGUUCACGCGCGCCGCCGAGAAGCUCUACCUCGCCGACCCCAUGAAGGUGCGGGUUGUUCUCAAGUACCGCCAUUGUGAUGGGAACCUCUGCAUCAAAGUAACGGAUGAUGUAGCAUGUUUGCUGUAUCGAACAGACCAGGCGCAAGACGUGAAGAAGAUCGAGAAAUUCCACAGCCAGCUCAUGCGGCUCAUGGUGGCGAAGGAGUCCCGCAGCGCUGCCAUGGAAACGGACUGA